CGCUCGAAUCGUUCGAAUUCGCCACUAUUCGCCAGUCGCCCGUAGGCCGUAGCAGUCGUAGUCGUAGCAUGCGCGUGUAGCAAUUUAAAGAUGGCGUCGCCCUGGUCGCGCAUACCGUGGACCCGGUGGACUUCCUUGGCGAAAGCGAGCAGCUCGAGGUGCGUGUCGCGACUCGCGACUCUCGUGUUCGCCGAACGGUACGCUGGAACUAGGACGUUCCAUUCGUAUCAGCAACAGCAGCAACAGCAACGGCAGCAGCAAUGCGGACAAGGAUUCGGAUUCGAAGGCGGUGGAGCGAGGAAGCUCCUAACCUGUACCGCGUUCGUCUCGGCGGCGGGUCUUGGCUAUGCCUUGUACAACUGGAGGGAUGACGUCCGCCAGGGAAUCGAAGGUCUAAACCGUUCUGUUGUUCACGCUCUCCCAUUGCCGCCGUCCGACGGCGGUCAGAACAGGGACAAAUACAAUUUUAUAGCGGACGUGGUGGAGAUAACUGCGUCAGCUGUCGUGUACAUCGAGAUCUGGCAUAACAAUACCAUAGAUUUUUUCACGAAGAAGCCAGUUACUACCAAUGGAUCGGGAUUUAUCGUCAGUCAGGAUGGUUUAAUACUGACAAAUGCUCAUGUCGUAGAAAAUAAUAAGCCUAACACAACAGUGAAGGUACGGCUUUAUGAUGGUAGUACGUAUACUGGAAUAAUAGAAGACAUCGAUUUGAAAACUGAUCUUGCUACUGUGCGAAUAAAUAAGACCAAUCUACCGGUAAUGAAACUCGGUUGUUCGGCCAAUAUCAGACCAGGAGAGUUUGUAGUAGCUAUUGGUUCUCCAUUGACUCUUAGCAACACAAUAACAAGCGGAAUAGUGAGCAGUGUAAAUAGACAAAGUCAAGAGAUUGGUAUAAAUAACCGACGUAUGGGAUACAUUCAAACGGAUGCGGCAAUCAAUUCUGGAAAUUCGGGUGGACCUUUGAUGAAUUUGAACGGAGAGGCGAUAGGUAUAAAUGCAAUGAAAGUAACGGCCGGCAUUUCGUUCGCCAUACCUAUAGACGACGCGAAAGAAUUCUUGAAGAAAGCGGAAUUAAAUAGGAAAAACAAAAACGUAACGCUUAGAGAAGCACCCAGGAGAUACAUAGGCAUCACGAUGUACACUCUGACUCCAGAAUUCUUACAUGGGUUGCAACAUAACAACAGUGAAUAUGUAAACAUUCAGCAUGGAGUUCUUGUGUGGAAAGUAAUACCUGGAUCUCCGGCUUUUUGUGCUGGAUUGGUACCUGGGGAUAUAGUGACGCAUGCUAAUGGCGAACCGAUGCUGGAUUCGAACAGUCUUUAUAAAAUCAUAGAACAACCAGGAACGAUGAAAUUACAAAUUUUAAGAAAAGGGCAAGUUUUAGUUAUACAAGUAAAGCCUGAGAAUAUAUAUUAAUAAAUAAUUUUUGAUUAAAUAAAAAAUUCUGCAAUAUAUAAA
Molecule: messenger RNA, 1458 nt
Organism: Temnothorax curvispinosus
Lineage: Eukaryota; Metazoa; Arthropoda; Insecta; Hymenoptera; Formicidae
Gene: HtrA2
Product: serine protease HTRA2, mitochondrial
Exons: 7
Coding region: 91-1416 (441 amino acids)
Biological process (GO): positive regulation of apoptotic process; proteolysis; programmed cell death
Molecular function (GO): protein binding; serine-type endopeptidase activity
Source: RefSeq, a predicted model, not a curated record